GCUGUGGUUCAGCUGGAGAAAGGUCUGUGUUUUGAAUCCUCUGAAGUGUUGAUAUCAGGACAGCGCGCAUUCAGUCAAUUUUAUGUAAGGGGUGAUAUCACGUCCCAGCCGGCAUUUCAACAUUGAAACAACGUCAGGGACCGGGGAAGGAAGGACCUUUCGAUUUUCCAAAUGGGAUCAAGGUUGAUAUUGUGACAUAGAUUGACCGUCCUACCUUUCACCCGGGAAAAACUCCCGCUGAAGUGACUGAGACACGUCAUUAUCAAGAUGGAGUUUAUUAAAGAGGAGAGAGAAGACGUGAAGAUUGAAGACACAUCCAGAGUCAAACAUGAAGAGACUGAGGAACAAACAGCGAUGGUGUCAGUUAAAGAGGAGAGUGAAGACGUGAAGAUUGAAGACACAUUCAGAGUCAAACAUGAAGAGACUGAGGAACAAACAGAGAUGGUGUCAGUUAAAGAGGAGAGAGAAGAAGUGAAGACUGGAGAAAUAUUCAGAGUCAAACAUGAAGAGACUGAGACAGACACUAUUACAAAGAUGGAGUUUAUUAAAGAGGAGAGAGAAGACGUGAAGAUUGAAGACACAUUCAGAGUCAAACAUGAAGAUACUGAGGAACAAACAGAGAUGGUGUCAGUUAAAGAGGAGAGAGAAGUGAAGAUUGAAGACACAUUCAGAGUCAAACAGGAAGAGACUGAGACAGACACUAUUACAAAGAUGGAGUUUAUUAAAGAGGAGACUGAGGACAUGAAGAUUGAAGAAACAUUCACAGUCAAACUUGAAGAUACUGAGAAACCAACGAAGAUGGAGUCAGUUAAUGAAGAGAGAGAAGUGAAGAUUGAAGAAGUAUUCAGUCUGAAAUAUGAAGAGACUGAGACACAAACAGACCUCAAAGUGCUGAAAGAGGACAGUCAGAAACCGAAUGAGAAGGAAGACAAUAAUCAUCAUGAUUUCACGACUAAGGGAAAAUCCACUAAGAAGAUCUCAGAAAAAAGAGUUCAGAUGACCAAAUCAAAUGAUUCAUUCACUUGCUCUCAGUGUGGAAAGUGUUUUAGUAAGAAAAAAAAACUUGUACUCCACAUGAGAGUUCACACUGGAGAGAAGCGGUUCUCCUGCCAACAGUGUGGAAAGAGCUUCACAACCAAACUUAACUUUAGGAAUCACAUGAGAGUUCACACUGGAGAGAAGCCGUUCACCUGCCAACAGUGUGGAAAAAGUUUCUCUCAAAAAGGAAAUCUUAAAGUCCACAUGAUGGUUCACACUGGAGAGAAGCCGUUCACCUGCCAUGAGUGUGGAAAGAGCUUCACAGCCGAACUAAACCUCAGGAAUCACAUGAAAGUUCACACUAGAGAGAGAUCUUUCACCUGCCAAGAGUGUGGAAAGAGUUUCACUCAAAAUGGAAACCUUAAAGUCCACAUGAGAACUCACACUGGAGAGAAACCUUACAUUUGCACCCAAUGUGUAAAGUGUUUUGCACAUAAAAACACCUUUAAUUACCACAUGAAAAUUCACAUUCAAGAGAAAUCUUUCACCUGCCGAAAGUGUGGAAAAAGUUUCACUGAUAAACAAAGCCUUGAAGUCCACAUGAAAGUUCACACGGGAGAGAAACCUUAUAUUUGCUCUCUGUGUGGAAAGAGUUUCAGACACAAAAAAACCCUUAAUCACCACAUGAAAAAUCACAAUGGAGAGAAGUUGUUCGCAUGUGAACAGUGUGGAAAGAGGUUUCGUUAUAAAAAUAGCAUCAGCAAUCACAUGAGGCUUCACACUGGAGAGAGGCCGUAUACCUGCAAACUGUGCGGCAAGAGCUUCACACAAAAAGGAACUCUUAAGAUUCACCUGAGAAUUCACAAAAGACAGAAACCAUUCAAAUGUGUGGAAAAUGACUAACAUGUAAAGGAAACCACAUGAGGAUUCACACGAGAGAGAAGGCAUUCAUAUGUGUGUGCUAGUACGGUCAUAUACAUGAAAACCAUGUGCGACUAAAAUGUUCACAAUUGAAAUCCUGCAAUAAUCUGCAAAAUUGUUAAUCAGAAACAUGCAUGAUAAAUAAAGAUAUUGCAUAAACCUGC
Messenger RNA from Carassius gibelio (silver crucian carp), 2063 nucleotides. RefSeq names its product gastrula zinc finger protein XlCGF57.1. Gene Ontology annotation, molecular function: DNA-binding transcription factor activity, RNA polymerase II-specific; RNA polymerase II cis-regulatory region sequence-specific DNA binding. The coding region runs from base 268 to 1881 and encodes 537 amino acids. The record is from RefSeq and is a predicted model, not a curated record. The transcript is spliced from 3 exons. Lineage: Eukaryota; Metazoa; Chordata; Actinopteri; Cypriniformes; Cyprinidae. Gene Ontology annotation, biological process: regulation of transcription by RNA polymerase II.